GUAUUUCCACGGCGCUCCAAUGCAAUGGGUUAAGCGCGAAAAUGUUUUUUGGCGCUAAAAUAUUCAAAUUUCUACCUUGUAAUCGUUUAUAGAUCACAAAACCUUUAUUUCUCUCUAUCUCUAUACUGAAGAUGAAUCGCCAGAAAUCUAUACUUUCAUUCUUCGAGAAAACCACGCCGGAAAACCGUAGUUCCGGCGGCCGGCGAGCUCCUGCUUCGUCGGUUCAGCAAGCUAACCCGGCCACCUUCAAUCAACCGCCGUCGUCGGCCGAUGACGUCAGAGGAACCGACACGCCGCCGGAGAAGGUGCCACGUCAGCUUUUACCGGCGAGCUUCGCGCAGAAGGAGAACAACUUUGGUCCGUCCCUGUUUGAGAGCAUCAUGCAUAAAUUCGUCAAGGUUGAUGAUAGCGAAAGAGUUGGUAACAGGAGCCAGUCAUCAAAUGAGAGUUUGCCUAAAUCUUCACCAUCAUCAGGAAUAUGUACUGAUACUAAUAGUAAAGGGCUGCACAAGGAAGUUGCAGCUUUUCAACCAAUGGUGAAAGUGAAAGAUAAUGCAGUAAAUUUCAAGGAAAAGGCUAAGCAGGAAAAUAUGGUCCUGGUUAUUGACGAUAAUAUUUCUGGUCCCGAAACCCCAGGGAUGCAGCCUCUUGCCUCUCAUGCAAAGCGAAGUCGAGAGGAUGGAUCCAAGUAUUGUUCCUUGCUGGAUUCUGGCAAACGAGUCAGAUUUCUUGAUGAUUCAACAGCACCAAACAUGACUAAGAAGGAAUUAGAAGUGGCUAGCAAGUUUGAAUGGCUCGAUCCUUCUCAAAUCAGGGAUGAUAAUAGAAGAAGGCCCAAUGAUCCAUUAUAUGACAGGGCGACACUUUAUAUACCUCCAGAAGUCUUGAAAAAAAUGUCAGCAACGCAGAAACAGUAUUGGAGUGUCAAAUGUAAAUAUAUGGAUGUUGUGCUAUUCUUUAAAGUGGGAAAAUUUUAUGAGCUUUAUGAAAUCGAUGCUGAAAUUGGCCAUAAGGAGCUUGAUUGGAAAAUAACAUUAAGUGGUGUGGGAAAAUGUCGGCAGGUUGGUGUAUCGGAAAGUGGGAUUGAUGAUGCUGUUCAAAACUUGGUUGCUCGUGGAUAUAAGGUUGGACGAAUAGAGCAGUUGGAAACAUCUGAAGAAGCAAAAGCUAGAGGAGCUAACUCUGUUGUUCGGAGAAAAUUAGUUCAGGUAGUCACUCCAUCAACUGCUGUGGAUGGUAAUAUUGGCCCUGAUGCCGUUCAUCUUCUCGCAAUAAAAGAGAGGAACAAUGGCCUGGAUAAUGGUUCAGUUGUGUAUGGAUUUGCUUUUGUUGAUUGUGCUCGUCUAAGGUUUUGGGUUGGUUCUAUUGAUGAUGAUUCAUCUUGCUCUGCUUUGGGGGCUUUAUUGAUGCAAGUAUGCUCUAAAAUAUGUUGUUUCACAGGGUUGUCCAAAGAAGCUCAGAAAGCACUUAGAAAAUUCUCGUUAAAUGGUUCAACAGCACUACAGUUGACUCCAGUGCAGUCGAUCACUGACUUGGUGAACUCUGAAAUUAGUGAUUUAAUUCAGUUGAAGGGAUACUUUAAUGGGUUGUCUCAUUCACUGGAUCAUGUGCUGAGCAAAGUGAUUCAUCGUGAAAUCACCUCGUCUGCUCUUGGUGGACUGAUUGGUCAUCUAGAUAGAUUGAUGUUAGAUGAUAUCCUACAGAAUGGGGAUAUAUAUCCAUACCAAGUUUAUAGGGGUUGCCUCAAAAUGGAUGGUCCAACAUUGAUAAAUCUAGAGAUCUUUGGCAAUAAUGCGGAUGGUGGCAAAUCAGGCAAGUACAUGUUCUAUUGGAGUACACUGUACAAAUAUCUCGAUAACUGUGUGACUUCAUCUGGAAAGCGGCAGCUGAGGAACUGGAUAUGCUGUCCGUUAAAAGAUGCUGAAGGAAUUAAUAACAGGCUUGAUGUAGUGGAUGAUCUAAUGGCUCGCCCAGAGAUUAUGUCAGAUAUUGCUCAACAUCUCCGCAAGCUUCCAGAUUUGGAACGAUUGCUUGGCAGCAUUAAGUCCAGCCUUCAAUUAUCAGGCCCUCAGUUACUGCCCUUGUUGGGAAAGAAAUUAUUGAAGCGGAGGGUGAAAGUGUUUGGAUCACUUGUGAAAGGCCUUCGGACUGCUUUAAGUUUGUUGCUUCUUCUACAGAAAGAGCAGCCUCUAAUAUCAUCCUUGGCUAAAGUUUAUAAACUUCCAAUUCUGACUGGUAGUAACGGGCUUGAUCAAUUUCUUACUCAGUUUGAAGCAGCUAUCGAUAGUGACUUCCCAUAUUACCAGAAUCAUAAUGUCACAGAUUCAGAUGCUGAAACACUCACAAUACUCGCUGAAUUAUUUUUGGAGAAAGCUGCUCAAUGGGUUGAAGUUGUUCACGCCAUCAAUUGCAUUGAUGUACUAAGAUCUUUUGCUGUGACUUCUAGCUUUUCAUGUGGAACUAUGUCUAGGCCUGUCAUAGUGCCAACAUCAGAAAGUACAAGUAAAGACAGUGGGGGACCUGUGCUCAAAAUGAAGGGGCUAUGGCAUCCAUUUGCCCUUGGAGAGAGUGGAUGUUUGCCUGUCCCGAAUGACAUAAUUCUUGGUGGGAAUGAAGAUGGGUGUCAUCCUCGCACAUUGCUGCUGACCGGACCAAACAUGGGUGGAAAGUCAACACUUCUGCGUGCCACCUGUCUAGCUGUUAUUAUGGCCCAGCUAGGGUGUUAUGUGCCAUGCGAAAAUUGUGCGCUCUCAAUUGUGGAUAUCAUCUUCACACGGCUUGGAGCCACAGAUAGAAUCAUGACAGGCGAGAGUACCUUCUUUAUCGAGUGUACAGAAACUGCAUCGGUGCUUCAGAAUGCUACUCAGGAUUCUCUUGUUAUCCUUGAUGAAUUGGGACGGGGAACGAGCACCUUCGAUGGCUAUGCCAUUGCAUAUGCAGUAUUCCGGCAUCUGAUUGAAAAGGUUAACUGUCGCUUACUAUUUGCAACACAUUACCAUCCACUCACGAAAGAGUUUGCCUCUCAUCCACAUGUUACAAUUCAACACAUGGCUUGUGCUUUUAAGUCAAAAUCCGAUAGCUAUUCCAAACGUGAUCAGGAGCUAGUCUUCCUAUAUCGGCUUGCCUCUGGAGCAUGUCCAGAGAGCUAUGGGUUGCAGGUUGCCCUCAUGGCUGGAAUCCCAGAAGAGACUGUAAACAUUGCUUCAAGUGCUAGCCAGCGGAUGAAGAAAAUAGUUGGAAAAAGUUUUAGGUCAAGUGAAGAGAGAUCAGAGUUCUCAACUCUUCAUGAAGAAUGGUUGAAGACCUUAGUGUCUAUCUCACGAAUAGAGGAUUGUAAAUCUUUUGAUGAAGAUGUUUUGGAUACAUUAGUCUGUUUGUGGUAUGAACUAAAAACUUCAUUUAAAUCAGGCAACUAGAGAUAUGGAGCGCCGCAGGUAGGGUCAAUAAUCUGAGUUUUAUAGGGCCGCUUGUAAAAUUAUGCUUAAUACGUUAGUGAUUAAGCACAUUUAUUUUCAUUUUGGGAAACAAA
Messenger RNA from Gastrolobium bilobum, 3529 nucleotides. Its product is annotated as DNA mismatch repair protein MSH7. NCBI's taxonomy places the organism in Eukaryota, Viridiplantae, Streptophyta, Magnoliopsida, Fabales, Fabaceae. Gene Ontology annotation, biological process: mismatch repair. The record is from RefSeq and is a predicted model, not a curated record. The coding region runs from base 132 to 3416 and encodes 1094 amino acids. The transcript is spliced from 16 exons. Gene Ontology annotation, cellular component: MutSalpha complex; nucleus. Gene Ontology annotation, molecular function: mismatched DNA binding; ATP binding; ATP-dependent DNA damage sensor activity.